This is a messenger RNA of Larimichthys crocea (large yellow croaker), 4431 nucleotides long. It is a transcript of the gene tgfbr1b, whose product is annotated as transforming growth factor, beta receptor 1 b. Gene Ontology annotation, cellular component: signaling receptor complex; plasma membrane. Gene Ontology annotation, biological process: cellular response to growth factor stimulus; protein phosphorylation; heart development. The record is from RefSeq and is a predicted model, not a curated record. The coding region runs from base 29 to 1549 and encodes 506 amino acids. NCBI's taxonomy places the organism in Eukaryota, Metazoa, Chordata, Actinopteri, Sciaenidae. The transcript has 9 exons. Gene Ontology annotation, molecular function: transforming growth factor beta receptor activity, type I; ATP binding; SMAD binding.
UCGGCAGUCAGUCUGGUCCGUAGCCACGAUGGAUGCAAUACCAUGCCUUCUGGUCGUCCUCCUAUUCUGGACAAGGAUACAAGAAAAUACCGCCCUCCAGUGUUACUGUGACCGCUGCAGUGCCAACUCCAGCUGCACGACCGACGGCGUCUGCUUCGUCGCCAUCCGCAAAUCGGGCAGCAAGCUGACCACGGAGCAGCGCCAGUGCGUACGUGAAAAUGAACUGAUCCCCCGAGACCGGCCCUUCAUCUGUGCACCGUCCGUCAAACACGACACUGGCAUCUACCCCAUGUGCUGCACCACGGACUACUGCAACAAAGAGCCCGACCUCCAGAUCUUCCCUGUCCCGACAAAGACCCCUCCUCUCGGUCCCGUCGCCCUGGCUGCAGUGAUCGCGGUCCCGGUGUGUGUGUUCUGCCUGCUGCUGGUCUUGGCAUUCUAUGUUUGCCACAGCCACAGGGGUCUGGGGGCCGGGGGCGCCGGGGCCCAUCACCACCAUCACCAUCGGGUGCCCAACGAAGAGGACCCCUCCAUGGACCACCCCUUCAUCACUGUUGGAACAACACUGAAGGACCUCAUCUACGACAUGACCACCUCUGGCUCUGGAUCAGGCCUGCCGCUGCUGGUCCAGAGGACCAUUGCCAGGACCAUCAUCCUCCAGGAGAGCAUCGGGAAGGGGCGCUUCGGCGAGGUGUGGCGGGGCAAGUGGCGCGGGGAGGAGGUGGCCGUUAAGAUCUUCUCCUCCCGGGAGGAACGCUCUUGGUUCCGCGAGGCUGAGAUCUACCAGACGGUGAUGCUGAGGCAUGAGAACAUUCUGGGCUUCAUCGCGGCCGACAACAAAGAUAACGGGACGUGGACUCAGCUGUGGCUCGUGUCCGAUUACCACGAGCACGGCUCACUGUUCGACUACCUGAAUCGCUACACCGUCACUGUGGAGGGCAUGAUCAAACUGUCCCUGUCCACAGCCAGUGGCCUUGCCCACCUCCACAUGGAGAUAGUGGGCACGCAAGGGAAGCCGGCUAUCGCCCACAGAGACCUGAAGUCAAAGAACAUUCUGGUGAAGAAGAACGGGACCUGCUGCAUCGCUGACCUGGGCCUAGCCGUCCGCCACGACUCGGCCACUGACACCAUCGACAUCGCUCCAAACCACAGAGUGGGAACCAAAAGGUAUAUGGCGCCAGAGGUCCUGGACGAUUCCAUAAACAUGAAACACUUUGAGUCUUUCAAGCGAGCCGACAUCUAUGCCAUGGGCCUGGUCUUCUGGGAGAUCGCCAGCCGCUGCUCCAUGGGAGGCAUCCACGAGGACUACCAGCUGCCCUACUAUGACCUGGUUCAGUCAGAUCCGUCAGUGGAGGAGAUGAGGAAGGUGGUCUGUGAACAGAAGCUUCGGCCCAACAUUCCUAACCGCUGGCAGAGCUGUGAGGCCUUGCGGGUGAUGGCGAAGAUAAUGAGGGAGUGUUGGUAUGCCAACAGUGCUGCCCGACUCACCGCUCUCCGGAUCAAGAAAACUCUGUCUCAGCUCAGCCAACAGGAGGGAAUCAAGAUGUAGACACACAACUACCAAACACCCACACAUACACAUACACACACACACACACACACACACACACACACACACACACACACACACCCGUACGCAGGCACGCACGCACGCACACACACACACACACCUGACUGGCAUCCAUAUUGUUAGCAUUACAGCAUUAUUAUCUUCGUUAUUAUUCAUCGAUUGUUCCUCCCCUUUAGUUUGAAGGGAAGUGAAGACUUUUUUUUGUGCUCUUUUUUUCUUCUUCUUCCAUUUCAUUCAUUGACAAACUGAUGAGUCCUGCAGCACAAACUGUGGAACUGUGUGUGUAUGAGUGUGUUGCACUGGGCUGACAUACACACGCAUGAAUGGAUCUAAUGAGGGAUGGUUGUGCCUGAAGGGGAUAACAGAGGUCUUAAAGGAAGCUGCCGCUCAUUAUCCUCCACCUUCCUUUACUACAUUCAUCACAUGAAGUUUCUAAAAGACCCAUUGGGGCAACUGGUGCACAUUUGAAGUCCCAUCUCCACUGCUCAUCACACACCUAACCAAUAAGAGCUCAGACCCCAUUAGGGAAUUACCCGGGGGUCCUCUGAGCUGCCGGAGCUUCGCUCUCAUCUUCUCUAAUCUUCAUCAUCACUCUCUCAUUUGUAUAUUAUCAUUUCAUUCUUUACUUCCGAAAAUGAAGCUACUCAUGAGUAGGGCUGCAAGCUGCUCAUCUACAUCUUUGAAUGAUGUCAUGAAUCAUCGUCAAAUUUCAACUUCAGUUUCAACAAAUUACAAACGGAACAGUGUUAAAAAUGAUCCAACAUGUUUUCAGGUUAAACAUCACAGUGAGGCAUGUACUGGAGCCAUCAUGGAAAAAACAGAUCAAAUUUGACUAUUUACAGAUUUGACUGACUGCAGGUCAGCCGUGAAAAGAAUUGAAUUCACCACGUCAAUUUAGACAGAAGAUCUCCAAACUUCAAUGUGUCAGUGCUCUGACCUCAGAGGUGUUUACAUUUCAGAAUGUAGCUGAGGUUAAAGUUUAGAUUUGAAGAUAGAACAUUGUCAUUUUUACAGCCCUUUAUGGCUUCCGUACGUAGGGUGCAUUGUGUGGUGUAACAUCAACAGCACCAAAAUAUAUGAGAAUGAUGGCUGACCUCUUCACGGUUUCCCCAGUGGUAUGUUUUGACAGGGCCCCGGGCCCCAAUAAUGUUAUCGAUCAGUGGUUGUCAUUCUGAUGUUACAGAGGACGAGGUGUUCGCCAUCAAAUCCAAUAUGUGGUUUUGUUGGCUUUAACACUUAACAAGCCAUCACAGUAACAUUUGUGAUGGCCUAUGAUAGUUGGAAAUGUUGUGUUGAAUGUCACUGAUCUCAGAUCUGCUGUUUUCCCAUAGUGCAUCCACAUUUUAACCAAAAGAUGAUGCUGAUGAGCAUCCACCCAUCACAUCUGUGUCCAACUGAGCGGCCCAGCUGUAGCUAUAAUUUAAAAAAGUCUUAAAAUACAAUUUUUUAAAAAUCUAAUUCCCAGGCCUUGUGAGGGGCUCCAGCUUAGGCGUGGAGGGCCGCUGGGCUUGCGAUGUAUUGGUGGAAACCCUGCUGUUUGUUUUUAUAUUGUGCAUUUUCCAUUAACAUGCUUUGUGAAAAUUUACAGAAAGCGAUGAUUGAUUUGUCAGCCCUGAUCAGAGGGAUUUCAGAGAAUAAAGAUGAUUGAGCACAGAGACAGAUGUGAAGCGGUCUGCAGCCCUGCUCCUGAGUCGUGUUACAGUAGCACGGGGAACUGAAACGAGGACCUGGGAGUUCUGGGACAGUCUGUAAGCUGCCCUGUGGGGUCCAGACAAACAGUGGCUUCAUCUGUUCUUUAUGUAGUGCAGUCCUCAUCUCUGCAACAGUUUUGCACCUGUUUGUUCAUUUGUUACUGUUGUAUUUCCCCGUCUCCCUGCCAACACACAGGGAGACAGGGGACAGGUCAGUUUAAUUUAUUGUGUUUUUUUAAUUUUCUUUCUGGUGGCAGGGGAUCUUUUUUGCAAAACAAAACUGGACAUGAUGACCUCAUUCAUUUUUGGCAAACAUGCUGCAACAUAUGCAAUAUACAGUAGAUAAAUGUGUCUAUUUUCUAUACUCUGCUCUGCUAAACCACAAACAGCAAGAACAACAACACCAACAAUCAGCUGCCACCAUGCCUUCAAAGCCAGCUGUUACCGGAAAGUGCCAGUGCUUUAAAAAAACCCGACUCCUCUCAUGUCGGCUGCUGUGGAGUGCGUUUUGCUCUCACCUGUAUGCAGCUCCGUGUGCGUGUGUGUGUCAGAGGAGGCCCGCGGGAGCCAUGCCGAGCAUACAGCACGCUCGUACUAUGCACACCCAAGAAGAAGGGACGGAAAGCAAGAAGGGACACACACGCCACGUCUCAUCACCCACAACCCAGCCGACUCUCUGGUGCCAUUUCAACCCCCGCCCCCCCCACACCCGACCACCUCAGCAACAACUCAUCGUACAGCUUCUCCUCCCGGUGUGGACAGAGUCUGGAACCUGAGCUCCAGCACCUCAAACUGUGUUUGGUUGGAAAAACGAUGCCACAAAAGCUCCCAGCAGCUUUUGAAAAGAGACACAAAGACUUGUAAGCAUUACUGAUGUUGCCCUAUAAAUGUAAACUCUUGGAUUUCUGAUUUUCGUUCUCUUCAUGUGUUUGCGCCGUCGACAGCGCAGCAGCGCAAAUCAACCUUUCAAGCGUUUUCUUCUUUGUAGGAUAAUCAACAAAAAUGAGGUACAUUCAUUUAAAUAUAGCAAACGGAUAUUUACUAAGCCAUAGGUUUUCCAGGUUGUGUAUUAUUAUUAUUUUUUAUUUUAUUUUGUUUCUUCUUUUUUUUGUGGCAAGGUCUUUUUCUACUAGAAUGUACAUUUACGAAAAACAAAAGAUGAAAAAAAUA